This is a messenger RNA of Prunus persica (peach), 1365 nucleotides long. Its product is annotated as (-)-germacrene D synthase-like. Gene Ontology annotation, biological process: diterpenoid biosynthetic process. Gene Ontology annotation, molecular function: terpene synthase activity; magnesium ion binding. The coding region runs from base 1 to 1365 and encodes 454 amino acids. The record is from RefSeq and is a predicted model, not a curated record. NCBI's taxonomy places the organism in Eukaryota, Viridiplantae, Streptophyta, Magnoliopsida, Rosales, Rosaceae. The transcript has 6 exons.
AUGUCUGCUCAAGUUUUAGCUCCAUCCCAAGCUCAAAGCCCAAAUGCGAUUCCUGAUCAUUUUAAGCGACGUUCAGCUAAUUUCUCUCCCACAGACAUUUUCAACAAGUUCAAGGACGAUGACGGGAAAUUUAAGGAAACACUUGUGGAUGAUGUAGUAGGACUGUUGAGCUUGUACGAAGCCACACAUCUUAGGAUGCAUGGAGAGGAUUUACUGGAUGAGGCGCUCACCUUCACCACAACUCAUCUUGAGUCAGUGGAAGCACACCGUUUAAGCCCCUUGCUUGCAAAACAAGUAACCCAUGCCUUGUAUCAACCAUUCUGGAAGGGCUGCCAAAGGCUAGAAGCAAGGCGUUACUUGGCUAUCUUUGAGGAGGAACCUCAUCCAGCAAAUGAAACUCUCCUAACUUUGGUAAAGUUGGAUAUAAACCUAGUGCAGCAAGUCCAUCAGAAAGAACUAAGUGAAAUUUCAAGGUGGUGGAAGGAUUUGGACUUUGUAAACAAGCUUCCUUUUGCAAGAGACAGAGUAGUUGAGUGCUACUUUGGGGCUCUGGGAACCUAUUUUGAGCCCCAAUAUUGCUUUGCUAGGACAUCAUUAAGCAAAGUUUUUGCUGUGACAGCCGCUAUUGAUGACAUUUAUGAUGUGUAUGGCACACAAGAGGAGCUAGAGCUCUUUACUGAAGCUGUUGAAAGGUGUAUUGAAAUCGAAACCCAAUUAAUUUAUAAGUUGUUUAGAUUAUGUCAAGUUAGAGGUUACUCUGAUGAAGCCAAAUGGCUCCACCAGAAAUACACACCAACAAUGGAUGAAUAUAUGGCAGUAGCACUUGGUACAUCCUACAUGAUGCUAUCAACCACGUCCUUUAUUGGAAUGGGAGAUAUUGUCACAAAAAAGUCCUUGGAUUGGGUUCUCAGUGACCCUAAGAUUGUGAACUCUUUAUCAAUACUUGGCAGACUCAUGGAUGACAUGAAGUCCCACAAGUUUGAGCAAAAGAGAGGACAUAUUGCCUCAGCUGUGGAAUGCUACAUGAAAGAGUAUGGUGCCACAGAAGAAGAGACGAUAAUCGAACUCCGAAAACAAGUAAAUAAGGCAUGGAAGGACAUAAAUGAAGAGUUGAUCAACCUCACCACCAUCCCUAUGCCACUACGAUUGAGAAUUCUGAAUUUUGCAUGCUACAGUUUUAGUAAGUGGGCCCGGCAUCGGGGUGAUGUCGGAAUUUCCACAGAAUUCGUCUUGGAUUUCGAAAAAUUCGGGGCGAGUCCUGUCACCAAUGAACUUAUGUACAAGCAUGAAGAUGGCUUUACUCAUGCUGGAGUUGUACUUAAGGAUCUUCUGGUGUCUUUGUUUGUCAACCCUGUGCCCAUAUAG